UAUGUGAUAUUAUGUGUAAUAUAUGAAUAUAUAUAUGUAUAUAUUUCCACACUAUGUGUGCAUAUAUAUAUAUAAGACUUAAGUCUGAAAUCUGCAGGGCAGAUCAGGAAGCUGAGAACUUAGGCAGGGUUUCUACAUUGUAGUCUUGAGGCAGAAUUGUUUCUUCUUAAAAAACCUGUGUUUCCUCUUAAAGCCUUCAACUGAUUGGAUGAGAUCUACACACAUUGUGGAGGGUAGUGUGCUGUACUUAAAAUCUACUAAUAUAAAUGCUAAUAAUGUCUAAAUGCCUUCAUGGCAAUAUCUAUACUGGCGUUUGACCAAACAACUGGGUACGAUAACCUAUCAAAGUUGAUAAAUACAAUUAACCUCCACAGCAGCCUUUGACCUUCUAACUUCAGUCAGUGAUUAAGGCUACCCAGAGCCUAUCUAUACCAUGUAGAUAAUCUGUUUAUUUUCUGUGGAGAUGAUCAGUAACCAACAGCUGAGAAUGUGGAGUUCUUAGCUUCAAUCCUAAGACAUUAUCUGUUUCAUUCCAGAAUAUGAAAUUCUAUGCAGGACUUGGAUGGAUUCUUUCCAGAUGAGGGCUGCCAUGUCCCUCCAGUUCUUCCACACUUAAGCUUAGGGUUAUAAUCCUGUUUUGGUAUUUGCUGGACUGAGGGGCUGCAUUUUAUAGCAAGUUCCCUGAUAUCCCAUGCAACAGUAAUAGCAGUAUGGAUCCUAUGCAAUUUCAGACCUCAGCCAACAAUGCAAACUGUUCAGUCUCCCUAGAAUUUAAACGGACUAGAGUGCUAGGAAGUGCAUGUGAUCCUCUUACCGCACUUUUCCUUGGCUGAAACCCUUUCUGUAAAUUUUUCACACGUCAUUCCUUCUUGUCCACCUGCAGUACUUUUUGAUGUUUCUUUAGAAGUGGCAGCUGGAUCAACUUCAACAACAACAAUAAUCCUGAAAGAAAGUAUUAGGCAUUCAGAGUGACUGUGGUGACACCAUCCAUCUAUCCAUCCAGCCUUCUAUCGGGUGUCUUUUGGUGCUUACUUUGUGCCCAGGACAAGCUCAGGAGGGUCACAAGAAAUGUGUAGUUAUGGUCCAUGCACUCUGGAAAGGUAAAAUCUAGUUAGAGGAUGGGGAACUGAUGUUUGUAGUGAAGCUUACCAAAGAGAAGACAUUUAUCUGGCCAAAUACUUGGAGUUUAUUGUUUUAUAUGUUAGUAAUCAGAGGAGCUUUUCUUAUUUCCUGGAAGUUUUAGGCUAUAGGCAUGAAUAAUUAGAUCUUAUUGAUUAGCAUAUUAGAAGAUACUCAUUCUUUGAGUUAUUAGACUCCUCACUUAAUCCCAGAAAGAAAGCUGAAGCCAUUUGAAGGCAAAGUAAAACAGGACUUCAUAUUUAAAACAGAAGUUAAUGGAAUAUUGACUGAAGUCUGUAAAAUCAUAAAGAAGAUAAGUUACACAAAACCAAAAUAACAUAAUAAUUGAAUUACUAAUUUCCAACUAUUAUAUACAUCCUAAAACACAGUGCUAGUUCAUUCUAGUCAAAUGUAAUUCAAUAAAUUCAAAUUCAAACUAUCUUGGGGUAGACAUUUUUUUCUAAUCUGCAUAUAUUUUUAAUAGCAUGUUUGCUUAGGAUUAUUGGCAAAAUAUUUCUAUUUUGUUGUGUCUUAAUUGAUUAAAAAUCUGUUGAGAAAAUUCUGAUUGAAAACAGAUCUCUCUUAAGCAAUUUUUUUAACAAAGUAUGAGUGUAUGUUUUACAUAUUUGCUUUUACUAAGGAAAACAAUCUUACUUAGAAAAAUACAAGUUGGGUGUAGUACCAUGUGGUAUAAACAACUGAACUAUUUUACCUUUUACUUUCCUAUGAAUGAGCCAGUAUAUAUUUAUUACUGGAGUUCCAGCUAUAAAAUUUAUGUAAGGGGUUUAAAUAUACCCUGGAGUAUUAUUUAAAAAUAAAUUUAUUUCUUUCAAAUAGAAUACCAACCUUGGUCUAUGACAUUUGGGAGAGAAAUUAAAAUAUUAAACUUUUAUUGCCUAGUAAACUGAAAAUAAAGUAAAGGUUAAAUAAAUACAAAGCAAAAAAUAUAUAUAUACAAAAUCACAACCUCUAAAAGGACAAACAGUCCACUGUUCUCUACUAUGGGAGCUUUAUCAGCACUGGUAAGUAAUUCCACCUCUAGGGCAGGGCAAAUUCUCAAAAAUGUAAACAAGUAUGUACUUUGUUUAUAUAAAGAAAUGUGCAGCAUGGUUUGUAUUUCUUUGUAGAUAUCAAACAGCUAAAUGGAUUGUUUGAGAGCACCAGCAGGGGCCAGCAAAGAGCUCUUAGAGUUUUUCAGAACAGAAUUGGCAUUGAGAUAUGUUUAUUUGAUAUGUUAAAUCCUUUUUUGACUUCUUUACUUAACUCCACACUCUCUUAAGUGAAUGAAUUGCAGAGACAGUGGAAUAAAAUAUACUGUGUGUUCAAACUAUCUUGGGGUAUAGUUUUUUUGUUUUUGUUUUUUUUUCUAAUCUGCAUAUAUUUUUAAUGAAGUGUUUGCUUAGGCUAUUUCUUGGCAGAGUUUUAAUAGUCAAAAUAUAAAUGGCAUCAUUUAAAGACUGUUCUACUUGGCUGGAAAAGGCCUUAAAAUUACAGAAGAAAAUGCAUAGUGACAGCUUCUCUUAACUUUUUUUUUCUUGAACCGAUGCUUCAUUUUUGCAAUAGUAUUACUAGGCUAAUUUUAUAGUUCUGUCCUUAAGCUUUCACAUUUUAUAUAACUAACACUUUGGAAGCUAAAAUGUCUAUCUGUUUCAUGUAGUACUAAAGUUUUAAUUCAUCCCAAAGUUUUAGUAUUUCCAAAUUUACACAACUGUUUGAAUUCACUCAUUAAAAAAAAGGAAAAAUUAACAGUCCCUAUAACUUGACUAGAAUCUUAGUAUGGUUACUAUUUGGAAAUUCAAUCUUUGAUUUGAUGCUUAAUUACAUGGGGUUCCGUUCCUACCAACUUCCUGUAAUUCUAUACCUAUGGGUAAAAAUAUUAGUGGUCAAAGUCGGCUGGAGAAAGUAUAGGCACUGCGAUUCACAUAGUUAAAUGUUCAUUUAGUAGAGCUAGGGUGAACAAAUACUGCUUCAACUUGAAAUUUUAGAAGAUUGUUGUUCUUGUGUUACUCAUUCAUGCAAAUUGGAGAAGGUAUAAUUGAAACAAGGUUGGCUGUGUUUGAGUCAGUGUGCUGCAGCUGAGCUCAGCUUAAAGGUCGCUGGAAAUCAAGUGCUUUGUAAGUGAAGGCAUUUUGACUACAAGCAAUUCAAGACAUUUUGGAAACGUCAGUCUCAGGAAUGGGCCGUCUUUUUCUUUCUAUGAUAUCUGGUAUCUAAUGUUUUACUUAGGAUAAAGACUACUACUUAAUAGCUCUUUUAGGCACCACAAAUGAUUUUUUUCUUUUGAUGCAGAGCAGCUGCUUCUAGCCUGUCUACAGACAGAGAUAUUUGUUAUGACUUUCAGCCUUUAACAUGUUUGGAAAUGAGAACAAAUGGCACAGAGCUUACGAUUGCACUUUGCAGCCAGAAGAAGCAAUACUUACCCUUUGUCAGAAACCUCCGGAGAUGACUUGGAUAGCCAUGUUCACAUGUGCUUCAAAAGACCAACACGGAUUUCAGCGUCUAACAUUGUUCAAAUGAAGCUGACUCCUAGACAGACUGCACUAGCUCCGUUAAUAAAGGGAAACGUUCAGUCUCAAGAAAGAUCAUCUGUUCCCUCAUCUGAAAAUGUUAAUAAAAAGAGCAGCUGUCUGCAGAUUUCACUACAGCCCACAAGGUACAGUGGAUGUCUUCAGUCUAGCAAUGUCUUAGCUGAUAGUGAUGAUGCUUCAUUUACUUGUAUCUUGAAGGAUGGUGUUUACAGCAGUGUUGUGGCUGAUAAUGAAUUGAAUGCUGUGAAUGAUAGUAACCUUUUAAGCAGUCCUGCCAUUUGUAGUGGUAGCCUUAGUAACUUUUCAGCCAGUGAUAAUGGGUCUUACAGCAGCAAUGGUAGUGAUUUUGGGUCAUGUACAAGUAUCACAAGUGGAGGUUCAUACACGAACAGUGUCAUCAGUGACAGUAGUAGUUAUACUUUUCCACCAAGUGAUGAUACAUUUUUGGGUGGAAAUUUAUCUUCUGACAGUACCUCCAAUAGAAGUGUGCCAAACAGGAAUACUACUCCAUGUGAAAUUUUUUCAAGAAGUACAAGUACAGAUCCUUUUGUCCAGGAUGACUUGGAACACGGAUUAGAGAUUAUGAAAUUGCCAGUGAGCAGGAAUACAAAAAUUCCUCUAAAACGUUGCUCCUCCUUAGUCAUUUUUCCUAGGAGUCCUUCAAAUACCCCACCAACUUCUCCAACAAGUCCAUGUACUCUUCUGAGCAAAGGAUCCUAUCAAACUUCACACCAGUUUAUUAUUUCUCCUAAUGAAAUUGCACAUAAUGAGGAUGGCACUGGUGCUAAAGGAUUUCUUUCAACAGCUGUCAAUGGACUUCGGUUAUCUAAAACAGUUUAUACCCCCGGAGAAGUAAGAGACAUACGGCCGCUUCACAGGAAGGGCUUAUUACAAAAGAAAAUUGUUAUUUCGAAUAAUACUUCCAAACAGACUGCCUGUGAAAAGUCAUCUGAAGGAUAUUCUUGUGUUUCAGUGCAUUUCACCCAACAAAAAGCAACUACAUUAGACUGUGGAACAACAAAUGGCGAUUGUAAACCAGAAAUGUCAGAAAUUAAGCUGAAUUCUGAUUCCGAGUAUAUUAAGCUCAUGCAUAAGACAUCUGCAUGUUUGCCAUCCUCCCAAAACAUUGAUUAUCAAAUAAAUAUUAAUGGAGAAUUGGAAAGACCAGAUUCACAGAUGAACAAAAAUCAUGGUAUUUUACAAAGAAGUAUUUCAUUGGGAGGAGCUUAUCCAAAUAUUUCCUGUCUAUCCAGCCUUAAGCACAAUUGUUCUAAAGGGGGACCAUCUCAGUUACUCAUCAAGUUUGCAUCUGGAAAUGAAGGUAAAGUUGAUAUUUUAUCAAGAGACAGCAACAGAGAUUGCACAAAUGAACUGUCUAAUUCUUGUAAGACAAGAGAUGAUUUCCUAGGUCAAGUGGAUGUUCCACUUUAUCCAUUACCGACAGAAAAUCCAAGAAUGGAGAGACCAUAUACAUUUAAGGAUUUUGUUCUUCACCCAAGAAGUCACAAAUCAAGAGUUAAAGGUUAUCUGAGACUAAAAAUGACUUAUUUACCUAAAACCAAUGGCUCAGAAGACGAUAAUGCAGAACAGGCUGAGGAAUUAGAGCCUGGCUGGGUUGUUUUGGACCAACCAGAUGCUGCUUGCCAUUUGCAGCAACAACGAGAACCUUCUCCUCUACCUCCAGGGUGGGAAGAGAGGCAGGAUAUCCUUGGAAGGACCUACUAUGUAAACCAUGAAUCUAGAAGAACGCAGUGGAAAAGACCAACCCCUCAGGACAACCUAACAGAUGCUGAGAAUGGCAACAUUCAACUGCAAGCACAGCGUGCAUUUACCACCAGGCGGCAAAUAUCCGAGGAAACAGAAAGUGUUGACAACCGAGAGUCUUCCGAGAACUGGGAAAUUAUAAGAGAAGAUGAAGCCACCAUGUAUAGCAGCCAGGCCUUCCCAUCACCUCCACCAUCAAGUAACUUGGAUGUUCCUGCUCACCUUGCAGAAGAAUUAAAUGCCAGACUCACCAUCUUUGGAAAUUCAGCCACAAGCCAGCCAGUAUCCAGCUCAAAUCAUUCCAGCAGAAGAGGCAGCUUACAAGCCUAUACUUUUGAGGAACAACCUACACUUCCUAUGCUUUUGCCUACUUCAUCUGGAUUACCACCAGGUUGGGAAGAAAAACAAGAUGAAAGAGGAAGAUCAUAUUAUGUAGAUCACAAUUCCAGAACAACUACUUGGACAAAGCCCACUGUACAGGCCACAGUGGAGACCAAUCAGCUGACAUCAAGCCAGAGUUCUGCGGGCCCUCAGUCACAAGCUUCCACAAGUGAUUCAGGCCAGCAGGUGACCCAGCCAUCAGAAACUGAGCAAGGAUUCCUUCCUAAAGGCUGGGAAGUCCGGCAUGCACCAAAUGGGAGGCCUUUCUUUAUUGACCACAACACUAAAACCACCACCUGGGAAGAUCCAAGAUUGAAAAUUCCAGCCCAUCUGAGAGGAAAGACAGCACUUGAUACUUCCAGUGAUCUAGGGCCUUUACCUCCAGGAUGGGAAGAGAGAACUCACACAGAUGGAAGAAUCUUCUACAUAAAUCACAAUAUAAAAAGAACACAAUGGGAAGAUCCUCGGUUGCAGAAUGUAGCAAUAACUGGACCAGCAGUGCCGUACUCCAGGGAUUAUAAAAGAAAGUAUGAGUUCUUCCGAAGAAAGUUGAAGAAGCAGAAUGACAUUCCAAACAAAUUUGAAAUGAAACUUCGCCGAGCAACUGUUCUCGAGGACUCUUACCGGAGAAUUAUGGGUGUCAAGAGAGCAGACUUCCUCAAGGCUCGACUGUGGAUUGAGUUUGAUGGUGAAAAGGGAUUGGAUUAUGGAGGAGUUGCCAGAGAAUGGUUCUUUCUGAUCUCAAAGGAAAUGUUUAACCCUUAUUAUGGGUUGUUCGAAUAUUCUGCUACGGACAAUUAUACCCUACAGAUAAAUCCAAACUCUGGAUUGUGUAAUGAAGAUCACCUCUCUUACUUCAAGUUUAUUGGUCGGGUGGCUGGAAUGGCAGUUUAUCAUGGCAAACUGUUGGAUGGUUUUUUCAUCCGCCCAUUUUACAAGAUGAUGCUUCACAAACCGAUAACCCUUCAUGAUAUGGAAUCUGUGGAUAGUGAAUAUUACAAUUCUCUAAGAUGGAUUCUUGAAAAUGACCCAACAGAAUUGGACCUCAGGUUUAUUAUAGAUGAAGAACUUUUUGGACAGACACACCAACAUGAGUUGAAAAAUGGUGGAUCAGAAAUAGUUGUCACCAAUAAGAACAAAAAGGAAUAUAUUUAUCUUGUAAUACAGUGGCGAUUUGUAAACCGAAUCCAGAAGCAAAUGGCUGCUUUUAAAGAGGGAUUCUUUGAACUCAUACCACAGGAUCUCAUCAAAAUUUUUGAUGAAAAUGAACUAGAGCUUCUUAUGUGUGGACUGGGAGAUGUGGAUGUGAAUGACUGGAGAGAACAUACCAAGUAUAAAAAUGGCUACAGCGCAAAUCAUCAGGUUAUACAAUGGUUUUGGAAGGCUGUUUUAAUGAUGGAUUCAGAAAAAAGAAUAAGAUUGCUUCAGUUUGUCACUGGCACAUCUCGGGUGCCCAUGAAUGGAUUUGCUGAACUAUAUGGUUCAAACGGACCACAGUUGUUUACAGUUGAACAGUGGGGUACUCCUGAAAAGCUGCCAAGAGCACAUACCUGCUUUAAUCGCCUGGACUUGCCACCUUAUGAAUCAUUUGAAGAAUUAUCGGAUAAACUUCAGAUGGCAAUUGAAAACACUCAGGGUUUUGAUGGAGUUGAUUAGAUUACAAAUAACAGUCUAUGGUGUUUUUACUGCCAUAGUUUUAUAAGCCAAAUCAUGACUUAAAGUUUUCCAGGGAACUACUAAAACCUGGCCACUGAUUCUUCCCAGAUCCUGAAGAAAAUCGUAUAAAAAGUAUUUGAAGAAAUAGUAUGACAACUUUAAUCACUUUUAAAUAAUGUGUCACAUUUACACAGUUUCAUUCUGUCUUUAGAGUUCACACAAUAGGAUAUCAGUCCCAUAUGACUUAAAUAGUGAAUUUUGUCUGUAACAUUUACCUCUUGUAUAGUAUCUGCCAGGCAGUUUUUUCUUAAACUACUGAGAUUAUAACUGUGAAAUAUUUGUGAUAAGUGUGAUCUGUGAAAAUGUUGAUGCAUUUUGAGAUGGAAAACUGAAAUUUGGGAAAAAAAAUUCUAUUGCAUAAACUACAAUAUAUUUAGUGCUACUUGCAGCUGUUUAUUAUUUUGUAGACCUGCCUUAUGCACCUUACUGCCUAGAUUUUUGGAAAAACCUUGGAGAGUGUGUUAUCUAUUUUUCUAGUCAACUAACUCGCAGAAAAACAGUUUACUUCUUCACUUUCAAAGUAUUUGGCUUUUUGUUAAUAUGCAGUUUUUACUAAACAGGUGAUUCAUAAGACAUGUGAAGCAAGUCGUUUUUGCAAUGGGCAAAAAGUAUUAAGGCCUUUCUCUUGCCUGCAUAUCCUUAUGAUCAUUGGUAUAGUCAGCAUUUUUUCAUAUUUUAGUGUAGUUAGAAGAAUUCCUUCUUCAAACAUUAAAGAGCCACAAAGCAGUAUUUCUAAAUAUGCCUUGAAGAACUAAAUGAAGUGUAUAGCACUUGCCUUUACUAGUCAUUCUUUACACUUGUACAAUUAUGUAGUAAAUGUAUGUUUACAGGGUUUAUUAUGUUUACAGAUUAAGCUAAUUUCUGUAGUUGCAUUUUUAUAUUUUUAGUAUCACUCUAGUUAAAAAAAAACCAAAUGAUUUGUUUAAAAUAACCAAAGAGUUGAUAUAAUGCAUAAUUUGUAUUAAAUUUAUUACUAUAUUUCUUAUGCUUUUUGAAAAUACUGUUUACUAUGAAGACAAUGUUUUAUUACACAUCCAAAACUCUGUAGGCAAAAUGCUAUAGGUUGAAUCCUUCCUUAACCAAACUGAAAUACAUAAAGACCAUGUACAGGUAUUCAUCAAACGUUUAUUGAAUGCUAUGUGCAUAGCACUGUGCUAUGCCCUGGGGUAAGAUUUGUCAGCUUCAGAGAUACCUGGCUGAGUCCUGAUCCUCAAGAACUUACGGAUGUGUCAGUGAAUCUGUAAAACAAUCAAAAGUAAGGCUAAGCAGAAGAAGGUAAAAGGGAAAGUGUUCUAGAUUCCAGCGCACCUGCAAAGAUAAGUGUGCCGAGACUGUAUUUAUAUUUCACACUUAUAUUGUUUCAUCCUUAUAUUGGCAUGAUUAUAUAGAAAAUGGGUCUUAAAAAGAUGAAGCCUAUUUCUCAGUAUUGUAUCUCAGUGAUUUAGGAAUAAUUGUAAAUAUAUGUUAUGAAUCUUCUUAAAUAUAUAUAUGUUUUAUAUAUAUAAUAUACAUAUUUUAUAUAUAUUAUAUAUAUACACCCUGUGAGAACUGUAAAAAUUACUUCCGUUUCUUGGUUUAAGAUUGUUGGGGUAUAACAUCACGAGCACUCAUUAGCAUCUGUUAGAAAUCUGAAAUGUGACAGUAGCAAAACCACUUUCGACUUUCCAAACACCACAUCGUCAGCAUGGUUUAGAGGAAGCAAUUCACAGAUUAAUGCACCGUGCGUUUUGUCUUCACCACUGUCAACCAGAGGUCAGGCAUGAGCACCAGGUAUAAUCCUGGUUUGAUCUCUCACCAGCUAUGCGAACUGAAGCAGCUUACUUAACCUCUCUGGACUCGUGUUUCUUCAUCUGUCAAAUGAGAAUCAUCAUGCCCAGCCUCAUUGUCAUGCCAGACUGUCAUAAGUUCUAGAAAGAUGAGAAAGCAAAAAGUACGUUUUAAAGUGUUACACAAUCAGAAGGUGCUUUGUGCUGACCAUCAGAUUGUGUUAAGUCAGAUGUGCAAACUGACCAGGCUCCCAAAGAAUCAUGUAAAAGUAAAGUGACUUCUAAGAGACAAGGAAGUAGGAACAUAGCUGAUAAUAAAUACAUAAAUAUACAUGGAAACACAUGUGUCCAUAUAUGGAUCUUACCAUCAUAAUUCAUUUUCUUCAUAUCAGCAAAGUAAUAGUAUUGUGGGCCAAUGCAUUUUGGAAAUGUCCUCAUUAUGUAGAAUGGAAUGUGAAAAUUAUUUUUGUUAAAACAGGAUAUUGCCACAAUUGUUUAAAUAUCACUUUUGUGAAAUAUCAGAGCAUAGGAAGAUACAAAGCUUUCUUUUUAUCUGGCUGAUGCUCAUUUGGAUGAUUAAGUGACUCACAGAAGAUGGUGUUAAUGAGAUGAGAGUCACUCCCACCCUUCCCCAGCUGCAGACCUUCAUCCCCUUCGUCUCCCACUGGGGACUCAUGGUCUGGAAGGAAUCUGUAUCAAGCAACACAGCCCCUUAUCCCACAUAGAAAAGUGUCUCAAAUGCAUUCUACUGCUGGACAGUCAGUAGGAUCAUUUUCAUAAAGCAAGGACAUUGUAUGUUCCUAGAAAUUAUAAGCAUAUAACUUUAGCCUACAAUCUGUAAUUUAAAAUUUUUAACAUAAGAUUGUAUUACAGAUGCAUUUCAUCAGAACUCAAAUUUAAAUGGUAUUUGUUUUAGUUUUUUAUUUGUAACGCUGAAGUUAUUCCAUAUAAGUAUCAAGUUAAACACAAUUCAUUUUAAUUAGAAACUAUUUGACUUUUUAAAAUCUUCUGAUAUGGUAAAUAUAUAUAUCAAGAUUGAUGUAUCAAAAUUUAUUGCACACUUUAAAGUAUAAAGUCAUUUUUUUAAAUCUUGAGUCCACAAAUAAAGUUCUAUUCUGAUUUUAAAAAA
Molecule: messenger RNA, 10403 nt
Organism: Sapajus apella (tufted capuchin)
Lineage: Eukaryota; Metazoa; Chordata; Mammalia; Primates; Cebidae
Gene: NEDD4
Product: NEDD4 E3 ubiquitin protein ligase
Exons: 25
Coding region: 3489-7448 (1319 amino acids)
Biological process (GO): receptor internalization; receptor catabolic process; regulation of dendrite morphogenesis
Molecular function (GO): protein binding; sodium channel inhibitor activity; ubiquitin protein ligase activity
Source: RefSeq, a predicted model, not a curated record